This is a messenger RNA of Amphibalanus amphitrite, 2066 nucleotides long. RefSeq names its product protein artemis-like. Lineage: Eukaryota; Metazoa; Arthropoda; Thecostraca; Balanomorpha; Balanidae. Gene Ontology annotation, biological process: protection from non-homologous end joining at telomere; double-strand break repair via nonhomologous end joining; interstrand cross-link repair. Gene Ontology annotation, molecular function: 5'-3' DNA exonuclease activity; damaged DNA binding. The record is from RefSeq and is a predicted model, not a curated record. The transcript is spliced from 3 exons. The coding region runs from base 393 to 1700 and encodes 435 amino acids.
UACGCCCAGAAACUUGCAAGAUCUAUGCGACUGCACGGUGCACCGCACAUGCACAGGAAAGCCCGCGUAUACAGGCUCUGCGUUCGAGUGCGAGGCCGUUGCAGUGAUUUAUAGACGGAGCAGUCGUUGGCAGUUGUUUAAAGCAUUGCUGAGCAUUUUCCUUUUACGACGCGCGCGCGACAAACAUGAUUUUUGGCUUGCUAGCUGCUGCCAGUUUUGAAUUGUUUUAUUUGGAUUCAAGCUGAAGCCUGCUGAAGCCGCUAUUGCUAUAGGCAGCCUGACCAUACAUCAUCAACACGCUGAUGCUGCUCUGCUGAAUGCUGCCCACUGCUGCCAUUUCAAGAUAGGUAAGGAGUUACCUAAGCUUUGGAAUAGCUACCAGGGUAGCAACAAUGCCAGAGCGGGAGUGUUUCGGCGGCCUGUUGACCGGCUACCCGGAGGUGGCAGUGGACAGGUUCGACGGCCGCUGCCUGAAUGCCAGCUACUUCCUGCUGAGUCAUCUGCACAGCGACCACAUGCGCGGUCUGGACUCGGCCGAACUGCGGUCGGUGCUGCAGAGCCAGCCUCAGCCGCGGCUGCUGCUGUCGCGCCAGUCGGCCGCGCUGCUGGCCAGCUGGCCGCGCUACGCCGCCCUGGCGCCGCACCUCUGUCCGCUAGAGGUGGGCGUGCCGCGCCAGCUGACCGACCGGCUGGUGGUGACCGCCCUGCCGGCCGCCCACUGUCCCGGCUCGGUCAUGUUCCUGCUGGAGGGCGGCGCCGGCGGCACUGUCCUCUACACGGGCGACUUCCGGUUGGACAGCCACCAGCUGGCAGACAUGAAGGCGCUGCACGACGCCGACGGCCACCCUAAGCCCAUCCAGGCGCUGUACGUGGACACGACGUUCUGCGUGCCGCAGCGCCGCGAGCUGCCGACCCGCAGUCGCAGCGCUGAGUCGGUGCUGCGCCUGGUCACCGAAUGGCUAGACCGCGCACCGGACAACCGCGUCAACCUCGACUGUAAGGCGCGCUAUGGGUACGAACACAUCUUCCGUCGACUGCAUGAGGCCACUGGCAUGCGUGUGCACGUGGAUGCAGAGAAAAUUCAACUAUAUGAGCGGCUGCCAGACAUCGCGCGGUGCGUCACGUCAUGUGCCUCAGAGACGCGACUACACUCCUGCCGGCCGGGCUCGACCUGUCUGCGCGACGGUAGCGGGGGACCUCUCCGCUCCAUCACCCUCUCCACCAUGUUCUUCUUCAUGAACCAAGCUGUGGACUGCCUGGAGUACCAUCUGGGCGGCGAGCGGUACCGUGUGCUCUACUCGUUUCACGCGUCACUCGGCCAGGUACGAGAGAUGGUGUCAUACUUGCGACCAGCCCGCGUGGUGCCGUGUGUGGUGCCGCCGAACAGCUCUUUAGAGAGCGUGGUGACACUGCUGGGUGGCGCCAGCGAGCCGCGGCUCGAGCUGCAGAGUAGCCGACUGCUGACUGCGCAGACUACCCACUGGGAGCGGAGACCGAGCGAAGUCCUGCAGCCGCACCGCCAGCACACCGGCCGGAGACAACCGCCCAAGGAGAUCAAACGCAUCCGCCCAAAGGUAGAGUCCCCCGGACGGCGUCAGGGUCACCAGAGGUCGCCCCAGCCCGCGGUAGGGGCUCUGGAGGAGCGGGCCGGCGCCGCAGACACCCGCCCUGCCUGGAAGUCCCCGUUCGAUAGCGACUGACGACGGCUGUUGAACGGACGGCAAUGUGAUAUGGGCGACGGCCGGUGGAAUGGAGCCUGGUCCCAGUUUAACAAUGGGCAGAGUUUGUGAUUCUCCGGGCGCCCGUAAAUUCAAAUUCAUCAUUCUCAUCAUUUAAGUUUGUGAUCAUUUAUUAUUGAACAUUGGCUGUGAUGUUCUUGUGAAAUGCAGUUAUUGUGCCGUCCUGGGGCGGGCAAUCAUCAAAUACUCGUGCCUUAUAUUAGAGACGCCGAAUGGAAUGAAAUAUCGGCAUCCUGUUUAGCAUCGCCUUUGAAUAAUCUCACUUUGAAAGGCUUCCAUAACAUGUGUAUGUGCCAAGGUAUUGUGCAAAAUAAAGUUUCCAACGGA